Messenger RNA from Phragmites australis (common reed), 1391 nucleotides. Its product is annotated as myb-related protein 306-like. The transcript has 3 exons. NCBI's taxonomy places the organism in Eukaryota, Viridiplantae, Streptophyta, Magnoliopsida, Poales, Poaceae. Bases 160 to 1035 code for a protein of 291 amino acids. The record is from RefSeq and is a predicted model, not a curated record. Gene Ontology annotation, biological process: response to auxin.
ACCAUCUUGUUUGGACCCUUGUCUCGCGCAAUUCACCACUCGAGAAAGUGAAGCCAGGCUUAGAGUCAAAUCUUCUGAUCCGAUCGAGCGCACGCAAGGCCAUAGUAGCUUAGGAGCGAGGAGGAGUCGAGGGGAGGAGUGGGGUGAGCAGGGCGAGGCAUGGGGAGGCCGCCGUGCUGCGAGAACGGCGGGGUGAAGAAGGGGCCGUGGACGCCGGAGGAGGACCUCGUGCUCGUGUCCUACGUGCAGGAGCACGGGCCGGGGAACUGGCGCGCCGUGCCCACCAACACCGGGCUGAUGCGGUGCAGCAAGAGCUGCCGGCUCCGGUGGACGAACUAUCUCCGCCCGGGGAUCAAGCGCGGGAACUUCACAGACCAGGAGGAGAAGCUCAUCGUCCACCUCCAGGCCCUGCUUGGCAACCGGUGGGCGGCGAUUGCGUCGUACCUGCCGGAGCGGACGGACAACGACAUCAAGAACUACUGGAACACGCACCUCAAGAAGAAGCUCGGCAAGAUGAGCGCCGGGGAAGGCGCCGGCGCCGAGGUGAAGAGUAGGUCGGCCGCGCCCAAGGGGCAGUGGGAGCGGCGGCUGCAGACGGACAUCCACACCGCGCGGCAGGCGCUCCGGGAGGCUCUGUCCCUGGACCCCUCGCCGGCGUCGUCCUCCAAGCCGCAGGUGCCGGCGCCGGAACCCGCGGUCCAGGCGACGUACGCGUCCAGCGCCGAGAACAUCGCGCGGCUGCUGGAGGGGUGGAUGCGGCCCGGCGCCAGCAACGGCGGGAAGACGUCCUCCGGGUCGAGGUCGUCCGCAUCGGCGGUCUCCGGCGGCGAGGGCGCGUCGGCGAGCCACAGCGGCACGGCGCGGAGGCCGGAGGGGUCGACCGGGACGAGCUGCAAGGCGGAGGUCGACGGCGGCGCGGCGGCCCCAGGCCCGACGUUUUCGAUGCUGGAGAGCUGGCUGCUCGACGACGGCAUGGGGCACGGCGACGCGGGGCUCAUGGACGUGCCACUGGCCGACGCCUGUGAGUUCUUCUAGAGCGUGGGGGUGGGGCGGGGGGGGGGAGGAAAAAUAAAAAUGACUAGGCUGCAAGACGAAGAAGAAAGAAUUCAGGAACUCGAAUCCAUGCCAAUCUAGAUCGAUCAGUGCAAAGCUAGUGUUGAUCUGGUUUAGCUAGAUAAUCGAGUUCCUUGCUUCUUUUUUUGGGUUUUUGGUCUUAGGGUUUGGAAUUGAUCAUGUAUGUAACUAUGCAAGUCUAUACUAAUAUAAUCCAUGGGUAACUGGUGGAUCGAUGGUGAUGUAGUGGAGUAGUUGUCAGUGCUGAACUGGAUGGUGAUGAUCCAUGAUGAUGUGUAUGGGAAACCAAAGAAUUUUCCAUAAUAAUCGAUAUAGAA